This is a messenger RNA of Cyprinus carpio (common carp), 2257 nucleotides long. RefSeq names its product retinol dehydrogenase 7-like. The record is from RefSeq and is a predicted model, not a curated record. Gene Ontology annotation, molecular function: oxidoreductase activity. NCBI's taxonomy places the organism in Eukaryota, Metazoa, Chordata, Actinopteri, Cypriniformes, Cyprinidae.
ACCAUUUUUGAAACUCAAGACCCACAAACAUGUGAAUCCGCACAUGAUGUCAUAGAUGGAUGAGAAUCCAAUUCAGAAUUCAAUUCAUUUCCAAUUAUAUAUAUACAGAGCAGAGCAAGGAAAUUCAAAUCAGCUGUAAAAACAUAAAAGACCUCUUGGUUGGUCUGGUUCUGUGAUCCAAGGUUCACACCUGGCCCGAGAAGGGAAAACAUUCUCACCAGACCCUGAGGAAGAAACAUCCCUCAGCAGCAGAACAGAAUUCUUCUAAAGUUUUCAUUAUAUAAGUGACUGCUGUGGAAUCGAGACCAUUUUACCAAUUGCACAGAGACCUUUACGAUAUAUAAUUGUAUAUUCUAAUAUAAUAAUAAUAAUAAGUACUCAUAUUUAAUGUAGUCUCUCUAUUAUUAUGAGGCCAUAAAAACUUUACAUAUAAUCAUUUGAACAAAAAUAGAAUUUGUUUAAAACUACUGUAGACAAAAAUGUCCAAAUCUGGCAUCACUGGAUGCUCCUGUCAUUGCUUAAGUGUCCUGUCAACCUCCCAAAAACUGAUUCGAUCAACCUAAAAAUAAAGCGUAUUGGCAUGUUUCUCCUUAAAAGUUCCUCCCAGCCCAGCUAUUUGUGGAUCACGCUUACACAAGCCUCACAAAAAAAAGGCCUAACAGCAAUACAGUGUGAUUGGAGAUUAGAAAUUGUGGCUCUGUCUGAUAGAAUCAGCUUUAGGGAUAAAGACGCAGACCCACUUCAGAUCACUCACCAAACGCGUUCAGGACCUCCAGCUCCAGAGCCAAGAAGGGAAAAGCAAUUGUUUACAAAACAUCUUCGCAGAAUCACUCAGGAGGCAGAAACGAUGUACGAGUACUUGAGUAACAAUUGUACAUGCACAUAUGUCUUGGGUGCGUUUGUGCUGCUAUGGGUGCUGGUGUGGUUCUACCGGGACAACUUGGAGAUCACCAAGGUCUCGGAGAAACACGUUUUUGUGACCGGUUGCGACUCUGGGUUCGGACAUCUACUGUGCAAGCUCCUGGACAAACGUGGUUUCCGUGUCCUAGCCGGGUGUUUCACGGAAAAGGGCGCAGAUGAUCUGAAGAGUGCGACAGGACCCUUCCUUAAGACCUGCAUCUUGGACGUGACCAGCACGACCAGCAUUCAGAAGGCUUUGGAAUGGACCAAAAAAGAAGUUGGAGAUAAAGGACUUUGGGGUCUCGUGAACAAUGCAGGACGCUCCCUUCCCAUGGGUCCAUCAGAAUGGAUGAAAAUCGAAGACUUCCAAAGCACACUUAAAGUCAACAUGACUGGCAUGAUUGAGAUGACGAUGGACUUCUUGCCUCUUGUCAAAAAGGCCCGUGGACGAGUGGUGAAUGUGGCGUCAGUGUUGGGAAGAGUGGCAGCUAACGGCGGAGGAUAUUGCAUUUCAAAGUUCGCAGUGGAGAGCUUCUCUGAUUGUCUCAGGAGGGACAUCCAGAAUUUUGGGGUCAAUGUGUGCAUCAUUGAACCUGGUUUCUUCAAGACUCAGGUGACCAGCUUGGAGCCCAUCGAGAGGGAACUUCAUCGCCUCUGGAACCAAUUGACCCCUGAAGUGCAGGAGAGUUAUGGAGACAAAUACUUGGAUAAAUACAUCAAGAUCCAGAGGCUGAUCAUGAACACCAUAUGCGACUCUGACCUCAGUAAAGUGACCAACUGCAUGGAACACGCCCUGCUGGCCGUCCACCCAAGAACACGCUACAGCGCAGGCUGGGACGCCAAGCUCUUGUGGAUUCCCUUGUCUUAUAUGCCUGCUUGUGUUGUAGAUAUCGCGCUGAAGCUGGUGUUGCCAAAGCCUGCAAAAAGUGUAUGAAUCUUCGGCCACAUAUGUUUAACUCUUAUCUUUCAUUUCCUUCUUAUGAUACACUAUAGACACUCUAUUUUGGGGUCUUAUUAAUGGCGCUUUUCCACUGCAUGGUACGCCACGGUAUGGUUCACUUUCGUUUUUUUUUCCACUGGGUACAGUACCUGGUACGUUUUUAGCAUCACCUCGGUUGGGGUUCCAAGUGAACUGUACCGUUACCAAAACGUGACGUGUAAACUCUGCUGAUCACUGAUUGGCCGGAGAGAAUCGUCAUUAGCUGCGUCACAGAGACACAACAGAACCACUGCCAGCGAAGGAUCGAACGCAACUGUUUUGAAUGAGUGCACCUUUUUUUUAACAUCCCCAAAAAUGUCUGUUUUGUUGUCUCUUGAGGAAGUACAGAUGUUCCUCUCGUUGAUAGCAGAGGAGCGG